UUCUCUGAUGAACACGUCAAACAGGUUCUCUUUCUCUCUUUCCCUCCCUGACUUUCUCCACCUAACUAGUUGUGGGUUGAGAAGAGGGAUGUGUCUUCCCUGGGCUUUCCCCCUCCUUUCUCUUCACUCGCCUCAACCACAGGCCAGGCAACAAUACCAGUUUAAACUUGCUCAGGUUAGUUGGAGACAAAAAGCUUUCUCUCAGUUUGCUCUCUAAGGUUGCAAAGCAGUAUAAUAUGACAGAAAAGUGAGAAGAAAAAGGCUGGAGUGAAUUCAAACGUUGUUAGGGAUAGGAAAAUAGAGAGCAGUCAACAGACCCAGACAACCGAGAGGGGGGUCUUGUCUUCAUAUGGUGCUAAUGACUGAUCAACCACAUGAGGGGGAAGAACUGAAACCUGUCAGGGUGAUCAGUAAAAAAGAAAACAAGGCUGCUUUGACCCACUCAGAGAACGAAAAUGGAACAGAAGAAAAAAGGAAGAGUGGAAAGCUAUCUACUAUGAUGACACAGACACCAUUGACUGAUACAGAAUAUCUUGAAGACCAAAAGAAAACCAAAGCUUCACGGUCAAAGACAAUUGUGGAUAAUACUAUCCUGGCAGCAGAUGGUAAGAAUGACUCAAAGCUAGAAAGGAAGAAGCACGCUUCAAAUAAGUUUAAGUCCAAUGCUCAUUUUCACAAGUUGUUUCUGGAUGUCCCAAUCGAUGAGCCCUUGAGACAAAGCUUCACCUGUGCCUUGCAGAAAGAAAUUGUGUACCAGGGGAAGCUAUUCAUAUCAGAAAACUGGAUUUGUUUCCAUUCUAAGGUGUUUGGCAAAGACACUAAGAUUAGUAUACCUGUGCCCUCAGUAACUCUAUUAAAGAAAACUAAAACUGCCCUUCUAGUGCCAAAUGCUCUUGUUAUAUCAACAGUGUCUGAUAGGUAUAUGUUCGUCUCUUUUCUCUCCAGAGACACAGCUUACAAAUUAUUAAAGUCUGUUUGCCAGCACUUAGAGGAUGUGAGUGUUGGAAACAGUCCCAGUCCUUCUUCUCCAGAAAACAGCUUCAGAGCUGAUCGCCCUACAACCUUACCUUUGGACUUCAGUGCAAAUUAUUCUGAACUGGAUGGCAUCAUUCGGCAGCGGAGGCAGGAAAUGGAAGAAUCUAGCAGUACUGGUUCUCAGACUCCAGAACUGGAACAUGUUCAAGAUUACCAUGCUGUUGACACCAAGACUCAUCUGAAAGCUUCCAAGGCAGAGGGAUCACCUGCCUAUGCAGAUGUACACUCAAAAUGUUUGUGUGAUGGUAAACUCAAGAAUGUUUCUUGCAAUGUUCCUCCAAGAAUCCUUGGGUUCUUCUACAGAAUGAAUUACCAAAAACUUCUGUCUGUGAACCACAUACUUGUUUUAUAUGCAAUUCUUGUUUGUAUACUAAUUUUCUCUACAUUCUACAUGAGAUAUAAAAUCCACAUUCUAGAGGAGCAACUUGGUUCCAUGGCAUCCUUCGUGGAUUCACAUAUUAAUGAACAUCCAAUUCAAGAAGACUUGGAAUCUCAUCUGCAUCUUAAUAUGGCUGGUUUCUGUGAGGAGCUAAUGGCUAAUCUUAUCAAAUUGGAAAAGAUACAGAGCAACUUACAGAGACUUCUUGAGGACAGUAGAUGAAUCGCCAGUCCCUUGGGGCUACUUCAUACCUCAUUGUGCUCCUGAUAAGCAAUUCCAAAUAUGACAUGAAGCUCUGCAGGCCAGAGUGGAUAUCACUCCACUGAAUCCAAAGCCAGAGUUUUAUUGUUUGCAGCUCUUGUACUCAGCAAUGAGAGUUUGUAUCUGUGCAAUAAAAUGUCUGUUUAAAGGAAGCCUUUUUGUUAUCUAUAAUAGUGUGUGAAUAACUGACAAGACUGAAUUUGACACUUUGCUAUAUUGCUAAAUCUGCAGUAAUCCCAUUUAUGUUGAGUGUAUGAUUUUCUAACUUCAAAGAAUACCACAAAAACACUUUAACUGAUAACAAAAUGUAAGGCUGCUGGUAAAGGGUUGGUUGAGGGAGCAACUGAUACUCCUAAUUAUAUGAUUGUCUAUAGAACUGGCAAAAUUUUGUCCAUUAGGUACAGAAAUUAAGUAUGUACAGGUAUUGUGAAAUUAGGUGUCAUUUUAUCUGAUGCCUAAUUACCUUCUUUGCUUUGGAACUGCUUAACCACUUACACCAAACUAGCAUUUGUCAGUGCAAGAGGAAGACUUCUUGCAUGUACAGCUGCAAUAGAAUUGACAGCAAGUAAUCCAGAAACUGGAAUAAUACAGUUUAAUUGUUUGUCAUAAUUUCAAAUAAUUAAAAUAUUACCUCCACAAGUUUUUGAAUUCAACUGAUCUAUAUAGUAAGCAAAUGGUAGAUGAAAAACCUUAACCAUAAUGUGAAUAGUGAAAUGAAUGGUCUGUAGAUUGCCCAAAGGCACAUAAUUCACAAUCUGAUUAAAGUUGAGGAAUGUUCAUGGUAUCACAUCUGAUAUGCAUGCAGAAGGUCUCAGUUUCAAUCCCAGAAUUUCAGUUCAAAGGAUCAGGUGAGAGCUAAUGUGAAAGACCUCAUCCUGAGACCCUGAAGAACUGCUGCCAAUCUGAGUAGACAAUAGUGGCGCGUAAAGCACUUUGAAUGAGUUUAGUACCAUAUAAAGUUUAUUUAAAUUUAGCUACGUGUUUUAUUGAGUUUGGGUUUUGCAAUUUAUAUCAGUUUUUCCUGCUAUUUUACUGAGUAAUUCCUGUUCAUUCUUCUGGGAGUGGUGCAUUUUCUAAACCAACAUUGUAGUAGGAACCAGUAGCUCAAUAAUGUUUUCAGUAUGAAGAAACUUAUUUUUUUCCCAACAGAAUAUCCACAACUCAUCUUCUGAUGCAUAUUUGUGGGUUGGAUCUUAUACUACCCUGAAUGGAACAAGUUUGUGAAACUGAGUUUUGCUACACUUUCUUCCCUACUGUAGCUCCCUGAGCUUCAUGCAAAGCCACUCCUUAGGACUGGGGAAUCCUUGGAAAUUCUGUGGCAUGCAGCAUGUGGAACUGGAACUUGAACGAGAAGAGGGAAUAAACAGAAAUCACCCCUCUCCCUCUCUUAGCAUGAAUUCCAUGGCUCAUAUCAGAAGUGCAAGAGGAACAAAACACAAAUUUCUUCACUCUAGCUGCAGCUUCCUGAUGCCACAUCCCACAUUCUGGCCAUUGGGAACAACUUUUAGUGAAGUGGAAGAAAUGGCACAAACUACCAUGAAAGACUCCUUUCAGACUAGUAUAGAAUUCAAUCCUUUUUUUCCCACGGUGCCUUACCAAUGCACAUGCUGGUGAUUUAAUUCUUGUCUCCCAGAAAGGUUAACUCAUCUUGUUGAUAAAUUAUUUAAAAUUCCUUAGAUCUGACAUCAAACAGUGUUCUGUUUACAUGUUAGUGAUUUAUCAUUUCUGUGAAAUGUAACUUAUUUGUUUUUAAAUAAAUUCCCUGAAAAAGUGCA
This is a messenger RNA of Heteronotia binoei (common prickly gecko), 3450 nucleotides long. RefSeq names its product GRAM domain containing 2B (gene GRAMD2B). The coding region runs from base 350 to 1636 and encodes 428 amino acids. NCBI's taxonomy places the organism in Eukaryota, Metazoa, Chordata, Lepidosauria, Squamata, Gekkonidae. The record is from RefSeq and is a predicted model, not a curated record. The transcript has 14 exons.